Molecule: messenger RNA, 1623 nt
Organism: Nicotiana tabacum (common tobacco)
Lineage: Eukaryota; Viridiplantae; Streptophyta; Magnoliopsida; Solanales; Solanaceae
Source: RefSeq, a predicted model, not a curated record
AUGCUUAGCUUUGCACCGAAGAAGGAAAAAAUUCCUCCUUCCUUCAUUAAGAAUGACAAUGAUUUGCAAUUGUACCUCCUUGAUGUUACAAUUGAUGCUGCACUACCACCACCAUCACCACCAAUACAGCCACCAAUUUUAGAAUUAGAGGACGAAAGAAUGAUGAAAAAUGGCUUCAGUGAAUUUAGUGAUGACUUGCAUGAUUUUGGUAACAAUGAAAUGAACUCGUAUGAUUCGGAAGAUGCAGAUGGAGCAAAAGAGCUCCCAGAUAUUGUCACUCGGGCAGCUGGAGAUAAAGGCAUGGUGGACUCGUUAGCUACACAACACAACCACUCUGAUGGAAGUAUUGUUGAUUUGAAGUAUGAUCAUAAACUGCAUUUUCGAUAUUUUUUCUUAUCUGUUGGAGCUUUCAUUAAGGGAUUCGCGCAUAUGAGAAAUGUUAAUACUGUUGAUGGGACAUUUCUGAGUGACAAGUAUGGAAGCUGCUUGUUAUCUGUUGUAGCACAAGAUAAAGAAAAUCACAUUUUUCCAAUUGCGUUCUGUGUAGUCAAUAAAGAGCGCGAUGAUUCUUGGACCUACUUUUUUGAACAGUUGCGGCACAUUGUUGAUGAAAAUGUUCAAUUGUGCAUUAUAUCUGAUCGACAUGUGUCUAUUGGGAAUGUCUUCAGAAAAGUUUUUUUUGUCACUUAUCAUGGUUUUUGCACGCGUCACAUUGCUGAAAAUAUGUGCCAGAGGUUUCGUUGUGGGAUUUUAAUUAAGUAUUUCUUUUCUGCUGCACAGUCAUACAGUACUAAGGAUUUCUUUGACCAUUUUAUGCAAUUGCGUGAUAAAAGCAAGGAAGUAGCUAACUGCCUCGCGAAUGAAAUUGGGUUCCAAAAGUGGAGCAGGGUCUUCUUUCUAGGAAACUGGUACGUCAUGUUAACAACAAACAUUGCAGACUCGCUUAACGCAAUGCUUAAAGACCAAAGAUACUUCCCGAUCAUUGGCCUAUUCAAUCAUAUUAUUCGAAAGUUUGCAGAAAAAUUCGAGGAGAGGCAUAAUGAAAUGAAAAAUGCUUUGACCCUUUUUGUUCCUUCUGCUAAAAAGAAGAUUAAGAAUAAUAUGGUUAUCGGCGACACGCUUUGGGUGCGGAAUCGCAUGUGCGAAGGAGGAGUCGUAGAUGCGGCCAAGAAGGAGUUGGGCAGGAACCGCAAGUGCGAAGAUUUUUCCGCACCUGCGAGAAUCGCAAAUGCAGGCAACUGGACGCAGUUUGAUUUGGAAAAAAUACCAUGCCCACAUGCAAUGGCAACUCUGAGAUUGAAAUUUGAGGAUGGAUAUGGUUUAUCCAUUUACGAUCACUUAUCUCCGUUCUAUAAGGUUUCAACAUAUUUGGCUGCAUAUGAAGGAACCAUUCACUUAAUCCCUACAAAAGAGAUAUGGGUGGUGCCUGGCGAGAUUCAAUCCACAAAACUACUUCCACCCGAUGUCAAGCCUACAAAGGGUAGAAGGAAGUUUAAGAGAUGGCCAAGCAUUUUAGAACCUAGUUCUUCUGGUUGCAGGAAGAAAGGCAAAAAUAAAUGUUCCAUUUGCAAAGAACUUGGCCACAAGAAAAUGACUUGUAAAGUAUUGUUCCAGCAUUCUUGA